CUUCUUUUUUCACGUCCUCUUCUCCAUCAGUGGAUGAAAGGAUCAACUCUGGGCCAUGAGUCUGUCCCUAUUCCUGGUUUUUGUCUCUGUCAUUCCCGUUGCUGUGCAGCUAUUGGACACUAGGCAGUUUUUAAUCUACAAUGAGGAUCACAAGCGCUGUGUGGAAGCAAUAAAUCCCAGUGCAGUCCAAACUGCAGUAUGCAACCCGAAUGCUGAAUCACAGAAGUUCCGAUGGGUAUCCGAAUCCCAGGUUAUGAGUGUUGCUUUUAAAUUAUGCUUGGGGGUGCCAUCCAAAACGGAUUGGGUUCCUGUCACUCUAUUUGCCUGUGACUCGAAAAGCCAACUUCAGAAAUGGGAGUGCAAAAAUGACACACUUUUUGGGAUCAAGGAUGAAGAUUUGUUUUUCAACUAUGGCAAUAGACAAGAAAAGAAUAUUAUGCUUUACAAGGGAUCUGGUUUAUGGAGCAGAUGGAAGAUCUAUGGAACCCCAGAUCAUCUAUGCUCUAGAGGUUAUGAAGCUUUGUACACGCUGCUGGGCAAUGCAAAUGGCGCCACCUGUGCAUUUCCAUUCAAGUUUGAAAACAAGUGGUACGCAGAUUGCACGAGUGCCGGGAGGUCAGAUGGAUGGCUCUGGUGUGGAACCACCACAGACUAUGACACCGAUAAGCUCUUUGGAUUCUGUCCAUUGAAAUUUGAGGGCAGUGCAAACUUAUGGACCAAAGAUCCGUUGACCAACGUUCUUUACCAGAUAAACUCCAAAUCUGCUUUGACUUGGCACCAGGCAAGGAAGAGCUGUCAACAACAGAAUGCUGAGCUCCUGAGUGUCACAGAGAUUCAUGAGCAAACAUACCUGACAGGACUAACCAGUUCCUUGACUUCAGGACUCUGGAUUGGGCUUAACAGUCUGAGUUUCACCACUGGUUGGCAGUGGAGUGGCGGCAGUCCAUUCCGAUAUUUGAACUGGUUACCAGGAAGCCCAUCAACUGAACCUGGAAAAAGCUGUGUGUCACUAAAUCCUGGAAAAAACGCUAAAUGGGAAAACCUGGAAUGUGUUCAGAAACUAGGCUACAUAUGUAAAAGGGGCAACAAUACUUUGGAUACUUUCAUUAUUCCUUCAGAAAGUGAUGUGCCUACUAAGUGUCCUAGUCAGUGGUGGCCAUAUGCAGGCAACUGUUACAAGAUUCACAGAGAACAGAAGAAAAUCCAGAGGGAUGCUUUGACUGCAUGUCGGAAGGAAGGUGGUGACCUUGCAAGUAUCCACAGCAUUGAGGAGUUUGAUUUCAUUUUCUCCCAGCUGGGAUAUGAGCCAAAUGAUGAGUUGUGGAUUGGCUUAAAUGACCUCAAGAUUCAAAUGUACUUUGAGUGGAGUGACGGGACCCCUGUAACAUUUACCAAAUGGCUUCGUGGAGAACCAAGCCAUGAGAACAACAGGCAGGAGGACUGCGUUGUGAUGAAGGGGAAGGAUGGGUACUGGGCAGAUAGGGCCUGUGAGAAGCCACUUGACUACAUCUGUAAGAUGAAAUCACAAACCCAAGCUCCAGAAACAGAGGAAGCAGAAACAGGCUGCCGGAAAGGCUGGAAAAGGCAUGGCUUUUACUGCUAUUUGAUUGGACAUACACUUUCAACAUUUACAGAAGCCAACCAAACAUGCCAAAAUGAGAAAGCUUAUUUGACAACUGUUGAAGACAGAUAUGAACAAGCAUUCCUGACUAGUUUGGUUGGAUUGAGGCCUGAAAAAUAUUUUUGGACAGGACUUUCGGAUAUACAAAACAAAGGGACCUUUCAGUGGACAGUGGAGGAGGAGGUGCGGUUCACCCACUGGAAUUCAGAUAUGCCAGGGCGAAAGGCAGGAUGUGUUGCCAUGAGAACUGGGCUUGCAGGGGGUUUAUGGGAUGUUUUGAAAUGUGAUGAAAAAGCAAAAUUUGUGUGCAAGCACUGGGCAGAAGGAGUAACUCGGCCACCAGAGCCCACGACAACCCCUGAGCCCAAAUGUCCAGAGGAGUGGGGUUCCACCAGUAAAACAAGCUUGUGUUUCAAGCUGUUUGCAAAAGGAAAACAUGAGAAGAAAACGUGGUUUGAAUCUCGAGAUUUUUGUAGAGCUCUGGGUGGAGAGCUAGCCAGCAUCAAUAACAAAGAGGAGCAGCAAACAAUAUGGCGAUUAAUCACGACUAGUGGAAACUACCAUGAACUGUUUUGGCUUGGAUUGACGUAUGGAAGUCCUUCAGAGGGGUUCACCUGGAGUGAUGGUUCUCCUGUUUCAUAUGAAAACUGGGCUUAUGGAGAACCUAAUAAUUAUCAAAAUGUUGAGUAUUGUGGUGAGCUGAAGGGUGAGCCUGGUAUGUCCUGGAAUGAUAUUAACUGUGAACAUCUUAACAACUGGAUUUGCCAAAUACAAAAAGGAAAAACCUUACAACCAGAGCCAACACCGGCUCCUCAAGACAAUCCACCAGUCACUGAGGAUGGGUGGGUUAUUUACAAAGACUACCAGUAUUAUUUUAGCAAAGAGAAGGAAACCAUGGACAAUGCCCGAGCAUUUUGCAAGAGGAAUUUCGGUGAUCUCGUUUCUAUUAAAAGUGAAAGUGAAAAGAAGUUUCUAUGGAAAUAUAUAAACAGGAAUGGUGCACAGACACCAUAUUUUAUUGGUUUAUUGAUCAGCUUGGAUAAGAAGUUUACUUGGAUGGAUGGAAGUAAAGUGGAUUAUGUGGCUUGGGCCACAGGUGAACCCAAUUUUGCAAAUGAGGAUGAAAACUGUGUAACCAUGUAUACAACUUCAGGGUUUUGGAAUGACAUUAACUGUGGCUAUCCAAAUGCCUUCAUUUGCCAACGACACAACAGCAGCAUUAAUGCCACUGUUAUGCCUACUUCGCCCCCGAGUCCAGGUGGCUGUAAAGAAGGUUGGAGUUGGUACAAUAAUAAGUGUUUCAAAAUCUUUGGAUUUGCUGAAGAAGAAAGAAAAAAUUGGCAAGAGGCACGAAAAACUUGCAUAGGAUUUAAAGGAAAUUUAGUAUCCAUACGCAAUGAAAAAGAGCAAGCAUUUCUUACCCAUCUCAUGAAGGACUCCACUUUUAAUGCCUGGACUGGGCUGAAUGAUGUGAAUUCAGAGCACACGUUCCUUUGGACAGAUGGGCGAGGAGUUCAUUAUACAAACUGGGGGAAAGGUUACCCUGGUGGAAGAAGAAGCAGUCUUUCUUAUGAAGAUGCCGACUGUGUUGUUAUCAUUGGAGGCAAAUCAAGAGAUGCAGGAAUGUGGAUGGAUGAUACCUGUGACAGUAAGCGAGGCUACAUAUGCCAGACUGAGCCUGACCCUUCUUUGCCUUAUUCUCCAUCACCAACCCCAAAGGGUGGCUUUAUUAAAUAUGGUGAAAGCAGCUAUGCACUCAUGAAAUUGAAGUUAACAUGGUAUGAUGCCGAGAAAUAUUGCAAGAAUUCCGAUUCUCUCAUUUCUAGUAUUCUGGAUCCCUACAGCAAUGCAUUUGCAUGGAUGCAGAUGCAUGCGUUUAAUGUACCUGUGUGGAUUGCUCUGAACAGUAAUUUGACCAAUAAUGAAUAUGUUUGGACUGAUAAAUGGAGGAUGAGGUACACUAAUUGGGCAGCUGAUGAGCCAAAGAUGAAAUCAGCAUGUGUUUACCUGGAUGUUGAUGGUUACUGGAAGACAUCAUACUGCAACGAAAGUUUUUACUUUCUCUGCAAAAGAUCAGAUGAAAUACCUGCCACUGAACCCCCACAACUGCCUGGAAGAUGUCCAGAGUCAGAGCACUCUGCAUGGAUUCCUUUCCAUGGUCACUGCUACUAUAUUGAGUCUUCAUUUACAAGGAACUGGGGUCAAGCUUCUCUGGAGUGUCUUCGAAUGGGUUCCACUCUGGUUUCCAUUGAAAAUGCUGCUGAAUCCAGUUUUCUGUCAUAUCGGGUUGAACCUCUUAAAAGUAAAACCAAUUUUUGGAUAGGACUGUUCAGAAAUGUUGAAGGGAUGUGGCUCUGGAUAAACAACAAUCCAGUUUCCUUUGUCAACUGGAAUACUGGAGAUCCCUCUGGUGAACGGAAUGAUUGUGUAGCUGUAGACGCAUCUUCUGGGUUUUGGAAUAAUAUUCACUGUUCUUCCUACAAAGGAUAUAUUUGUAAAAGACCAAAAAUUGUUGAUGCUGAACCUACUCAUACAUUAACGACAACAAAAGUUAUACCUGACUCAAGGAAGAUGGAACCUUCCAAACCGUCUUCCAACGUGGCAGGAGCUGUGGUCUUUGUGAUCCUCCUGAUUCUAGUGGGUGCUGGCAUUGCUGCCUAUUUCUUGCAUAAGAAAAGACGUGUGCACCUACCUCAACAGGGCACCUUUGAGAACACUCUGUAUUUUAACAGUCAAUCGAGCCCAGGAACCAGUGAUAUGAAAGAUCUCAUGAGCAACAUUGAACAGAAUGAACACGUGGUCAUCUAGUAUUAUAAUGUGAUUUUGUUAUGUUUGAAUUUAAAAAAAUUUGUUACUAAAGUUUUAAAUUCUUUAAUUCAA
Molecule: messenger RNA, 4501 nt
Organism: Marmota flaviventris (yellow-bellied marmot)
Lineage: Eukaryota; Metazoa; Chordata; Mammalia; Rodentia; Sciuridae
Gene: Mrc1
Product: mannose receptor C-type 1
Source: RefSeq, a predicted model, not a curated record